Molecule: messenger RNA, 3129 nt
Organism: Telopea speciosissima
Lineage: Eukaryota; Viridiplantae; Streptophyta; Magnoliopsida; Proteales; Proteaceae
Product: oxysterol-binding protein-related protein 1D-like
Exons: 8
Coding region: 513-2951 (812 amino acids)
Cellular component (GO): cytosol; intracellular membrane-bounded organelle; membrane
Molecular function (GO): sterol binding
Source: RefSeq, a predicted model, not a curated record
UCCUCACUCCUCACUCUCUACCCUCCCCCUUCAAGUUUCAAAGUUCAUACUGCACUCCUUCUGCACUACUGAUCAGCAGCUUUAAUGGAUCUUUUACGGCGUCACACAUCUUAAUCGUCUGCAAAGCUUAAUUGCUGUGAACUGUGACAACAGCGAGGUAUAGCUGUCCCUCUCCUCGCCGCUCUUCAAACCCAUCCUCUGCUGAUCCACUUCCUGUUGUUCUCACAGUUACAUUCUUAUGUCAUUUCCCAAAAGUUUCCGUGGGCUCACUCUCUUCGUCUCCGAUCGGGUAUUUUUUUCCGGCAGAGAGUUCAGAUUUCAAGCCCCACCUUCGUCAAUCCAGGAUUUCUCUUUGCACAUGGAGAUUGGUUUUCUUCUGGAACAACAUUUCCAGAACGAAUCCUAUGAGAUGAGAUAGGAUCGGGCAUUCCGGCGUUGUUUGAGUUAUAUUUACUUUUAUCAUUUUGUUUUGUUGCUUGAUUUAUAUGAUUAUUUGAUCUGUUUUACCUGAGAUGAAUCCUCUGUGCUGCAUUGCUCCUGUUUCGAUCGAUCGGGACCGUGGUAACACAGCAAUAACAAGACCUGCUACACAGCCCCCGUUAGGGUUAGAUAGUUCUGUUAGAAAUGUUGGAUUUGGUUCGAGCAAACAGAGUUUCUCUACUCAGGUUUCGUCUGUGGGUACUGAUUCCGAUUAUGGGGUGUCUGUCGCGGCGAAUCAUGAGGUGGACGAGAAAGGGGCUGAAGGAAGAGAUUCUAAGGGCUGCUGCGGUAGGGGCAUUGCGAAUGGCAGUGUAGCUGGGAUUCUUUAUAAAUGGGUUAAUUACGGAAAGGGAUGGAGAUCUAGGUGGUUUAUGCUCGAGGAUGGGGUUCUUUCGUAUUAUAAGGUUCAUGGACCGGACAAAAUAUCGAUUAGUCCAGUGAGAGAGAAGGGCGUUAAGGUGAUUGGAGAGGAAUCGCUGAGGUAUAUGCGGAAGGCCGACUGGGGUAGUGGCUCCCGUGGAUCCGUAAAGCAGUGGAAGCCGUUUGGGGAGAUUCACUUAAAGGUUUCUUCAAUUCGUGCAAGUAAGUCGGAUGAUAGAAGACUUUCCAUAUUCUCAGGCACCAAGACUCUUCACUUGCGGUGUUUGUCUAGAGAGGACAGGGCUGCAUGGAUUGAGGCACUGGUGGCUGCUAAAGAUCGUUUCCCCAGGGUGCUGACAAGCAGUGAUUUUUCCCCCUCUGAAGAUAUUGUUGUUUCAACUGAGAAGCUAAGAUCACGGUUACUGCAGGAAGGGCUGAAUGAAGCAAUCAUUAAGGACUGUGAAUCUAUCAUGCUUUUGGAACUCUCUCAGUUGCAAAAUCAGUUAAAGGCUCUUCAACAUAAACAUGUUAUCAUCCUAGACACCUUGAGACAAUUAGAGACAGAAAAAGUAGAGCUGGAAACCACGGUAGUGGAUGAAACGAAGGAGCGAGAAUCAUAUUUUGGACAAGGAAAUGGAAGAUUUAGUGAUUUCCAUUCGAUCAUGUCAGAAGGUAGUGCAAGUGAUUUUGAUCCAGAUAAUGAGAGUCAAGACGGCGUAGAUGCUGAAACAGAUGAAGAUGAUGGGAUAUAUUUUGAUACAAGGGACUUUCUGUCUGCAGAGUCUCUAAGGAGUGCAUCCUAUCGUAGUAGGGAGACUAUGGGGAAAGCCUGUAAAGCUUUAACAUAUGAUAAGGACUCCUGCUUUUCUGACCAUACAUCUGAGGUUGAUGUGGAGAUCAAGACCAUUGAAUACCCCUAUGUGAAAAGAAGGGACAGGUUGCCUGAACCAAAAGAAAAAGAGAAGCCAGUUGGCCUGUGGUCGAUAAUCAAAGAAAAUAUUGGAAAAGAUCUAUCUGGAGUUUGUCUUCCUGUCUACUUCAAUGAACCACUCUCUUCCUUGCAAAAGUGCUUUGAGGAUUUGGAGUAUUCUUACCUGGUUGAUCGAGCAUUGGAAUGGGGCAAGCAGGGAAAUAGUUUGAUGAGAAUUAUGAAUGUUGCGGCUUUUGCUGUCUCUGGUUAUGCUUCAACAGAAGGUCGGCAGUGCAAGCCUUUCAACCCUUUGCUAGGGGAGACAUAUGAGGCUGACUAUCCAGACAAAGGUCUCCGCUUCUUCUCUGAAAAGGUGAGUCACCACCCAAUGAUUGUUGCUUGCCACUGCGAUGGUAGAGGCUGGAAUUUCUGGGCAGACUCUAAUCUGAAAGGCAAGUUCUGGGGUCGUUCAAUCCAGCUUGAUCCUGUUGGAGCUCUCACCCUUCAGUUUGAAGAUGAGGAGACAUUUCAGUGGAGCAAGGUCACCACUUCUUUAUACAACAUCAUACUUGGUAAAAUCUAUUGUGACCAUUACGGAACCAUGCGUAUCAAGGGCAGUGGUAAUUACUCCUGCAAGCUCAAGUUCAAGGAGCAGUCUAUCAUUGACCGAACUCCCCACCAGGUGCAAGGAUUUGUGCAAGAUAACAGAACUGGACAAAAGGUGGCAAUGUUGGUGGGGAAGUGGGAUGAAGCAAUGUAUUAUGUGUUGGGAGAUCCAACUACAAAGCCAAAAGGGUAUGAUCCCAUGUCAGAAGCUGUGCUACUGUGGGAACGAGACAAAUCUGUUACCCACACACGAUACAACCUCACUCCUUUUGCAAUUUCCUUGAAUGAAUUGACAUCUGGCCUAAGGGAAAAGUUGCCUCCGACUGAUUCAAGACUCAGGCCGGACCAGAGGCAUUUAGAGAAUGGGGAAUAUGAGCUGGCAAAUGAACAGAAGCUUAGGCUGGAACAGUCACAAAGACAGGCGAGGAAAUUACAGGAGAGAGGAUGGCAGCCGAGAUGGUUCAGGAAGGAUGAGGAUGGCUGUUAUCGUUAUAUGGGUGGAUAUUGGGAAGCAAGGGAGAAGGAAAAAUGGGACGGGAUUCCAGAUAUAUUUGGACAAAGCAGCGAUAUUUGUCCAUGUUUAGAGGAGAAGUAGUUUCCAGUUCCAAUUGUUGCAACCUUCUUCCCAUAUUUAAUCUCGACUGAAAAUCAUGAAUUCCUGUUAGGGUGUAUACUUUCUAAGUUAUUAUAGAGAGGAUCCUGUCACAUAUAGUUGCUUGUGCCUGCUCAUUUGGGUAUUCAAGUUAAUAAAAUUUAAUUAUAUUUUUAGGGAA